Molecule: messenger RNA, 3074 nt
Organism: Nasonia vitripennis (jewel wasp)
Lineage: Eukaryota; Metazoa; Arthropoda; Insecta; Hymenoptera; Pteromalidae
Product: clavesin-1
Exons: 5
Coding region: 1977-2843 (288 amino acids)
Cellular component (GO): membrane
Molecular function (GO): phosphatidylinositol bisphosphate binding
Source: RefSeq, a predicted model, not a curated record
UUCGCCGAGAUAAGGCGAGAAAUCGCGAAACAAUGGAUCCAAAUCGCGAUUCAAGAAUGAUUCAUAAUCCGUCAUUUUUACACACUCUGCGCAGUGCUGUUUGGCACGUGUGUGGAAUUUUAUAAAAAUAGGAGAAUAAGCGAUAGACUAUCUCUAGUGUCUCAAUUAUAUUAUCAAAUUAGAUUUAUCGCACUUUCGAGAGCCUGGAAUAAAGACACCUGUCGAUGGAUGUAGUAAAUCAAUGUCAGCGAUUACGCAGUAUUAUACGACAAAGAGGAAAGUGAGACGAAAGAUUUUUCAUUCAGAGUAUACAAGACAAAGCCUCACUCUGCAAACGAACAAUGAUGAUUGUCACAUGCAAACGACAGCUGCAUAAGCUCGCUUUCCAUCUUUUUCAAUACUUUGUCGUAUAUUAAAAAAGACGUUCUCUAAUCAAAUCAAGAAAAAUCCUUCGCUUUUUUCUUUCCACGACUGUAUAAUAUAUGCAGAUGCUACGUUUGCUUUUUCGAGCGUCAUCAGCGUCAUCGAGCGCCAAUAAGAAAAUCAAUCACAAAAAGGCUUUUGAAUUAAUCUCAUCGAUGGGUAACUAUUAUUCUUGUCUAAUCAAAUCAACGCUUUGCGUAUACACAUUUCGAGUGACAUAAGUGUGUCCGAAAAUCCAAAGGAGAAAAGGCUAAAACUAACAGAAGUGAAUAGCGUAUUUUUCUUACACGUUCAAGGCAGCCGAUCAAAGGUGAUCUUCGAAAACUGAAACGUCAUUCAUCAUUAGCCUUUCCUUGCGCCUAUGGAGAGAUCGCGUGAUCCCAUCGUCAAAAAAGUUCUUCUCGUUAUAAGCAAAUUGUUACUCUUGUAUUACUCUGAAUUGCGCUUACUCUAAUUUUAGUUUUGCGACUAACAACUAGACUUUUGUUUGCAUCGGUAUAUGUCGAUAUACUCGAAAUCGAGAACGAGGAAGUCGUGUGUGCCGUUUUUUCCAAAAGCCCGAAACUCGCGACCUUCUGAUAAGUUUCGUAGCUAUAUAUUUAAUUGACGCUCGUUCCGGAAGCGAUAGAACUUAAUUCACAACAAUAAAUCUAUCAUGUACUACCGGUCAUAACCGGUCUCUGGGUACCGCCGGGAUAGAAUAUUUUAAUAAUAAUCCAAGCACACACGCACACACACACACACACCAGUCAAAAAACAUAACAGCACACGCACACAGGUGAGUAUAACGUCUAUGAUGUAAGUCUUUCGAAAUGAGGAGCAAAGGUGCUCGACAUCACCAAAACACGCGCAUUUGAAUAAUUUUAUUCGCCGCUCUGGGAGACUAUAAAGCCGGACGAUUUCGCUUCGCAGCCGAGGAAAACUCCAGUCGCUGCGCUACCACUAUAGAGACUAUAUAUACACAGACAAAGCUCGAAGGCAAAAAGAAAAAAAGAACUCGCACAACGCCGCAUCCCCCUUAGUGUAUAUUGCCCGUCCGUAUAAACAUAAGAGAAGAGAUCGGCAGCGCAAAGUGCUGUAUCGUUAUCGGUCUCUUCGUGCGCCGUGGCCUUUAUCUGUCACGGCUUCGGAUAAAAAAAAGUGACGCGUUCGAGUGUGUGCUACACGCGAGCAACGAUUGGACUUUGGAAUCGGAGUAAGAGAGAGAGAGAGAGAGAGAGAGAGAGAGAGAGAGAGAGAGAGAGAGAGAGAGAGAGAGAGAGAGAGAGAGAGAGAGAGAGAGAGAGAGAGAGAGAGAGAGAGAGAGAGAGAGAGAGAGAGAGAGAGAGAGAGAGAGAGAGAAGAAGAAGAUUACGGAUCGGUAGCUGCUCAUCGAAGAUGACGAGUAAGUUGGGGAGGAGGAGGAGGACGAAGGAAGAGUCGAGGAGUCGUGCCGCGGACACCAGAAGCACUGGCGACUCUCGAGCUGCGAGGAUCGUCGAGAAGACACUUUGCUAAGCUGGUCCAGUGUUUAGUUGGGAUUUUUUUUCGUUCGUUGAGUGAAGCUUGCAGAGAUGGCUGAGUUUCAGCUGAACGAAGGGCCCCUCGAUGCCGAGAGCAAGGCGCUCGCCGUCAAGGAGCUCAGGGAGACAGAGGAGAACGUGAAGAACGGCAUCGAGAAGCUCAGGAAGCUGCUGGAAGAGGACAAAACCCUGUACUUCCGAACAGACGACGAUUUCCUGAUGAUCUUCCUGAGGCCGUGCAAGUUCUACCCGGAAUCGGCUCACGCCCUGAUGCUGCGAAUCGCCGAGUUCAAGCAGAAGAACGCCUCGCUACUGGACAACUUGAUGCCUGAAGACGAGAAAGCCGCCUUCCUGGAAAACAACGUCGUGAACGUUCUGAAGAACCGGGACCACAAAAGGAGACGCGUCCUCGUCGUCAACGCCGGCAAGUCCUGGGACCCGGCGAGAGUCAAUGCCGAUCAGAUGUUCCGCAUAUUCUACCUCAUCCACGAGGCUGCCAUACUCGAACCCGAGACCCAGGUGCACGGUGUCGUGGUGAUAAUGGACUUCGAGGGUCUCUCGAUGAAACAAGUCUUAGGUCUGACACCGUCCUUCAGUAUGAGACUCCUUAGUUUUAUUCAAGACGCGAUGCCGCUUCGUCUCAAGGAGGUCCACAUGGUGAAAGAGCCGUUCCUCUUCAACAUGGUCUGGCAGAUGUUCAAGCCCUUCGUGAGGGAGAAGCUGAAGAAGCGCAUGUUCUUCCACGGCUCGAAAAUGUCCUCGCUGCACAAGCACAUGCUGCCGUCUCACUUGCCCAAGAAUUACGGCGGUCAAUUGCCCGAGAUCGACUACACCGGCGCUGAUUGGUAUCCCGUCAUCACCAAGUACGAGGAUCACAUUAAACAGAUGAAUUCGUACGGAUUCAGGAAGGACGAAUAGACUGACUGAGCUGGCAAUCAUGAUUCCAUCCAUCCACGAUAGAGUAUAAUGUAUCGAUGCGACAGCUGCUGUUCGCGAUUAUUUUUUUUUUUUUAUAAAUUACGAAGAUAAUGAUGUAUAGUUUUAGUAAAGUCGACGAGGCGCUCGAUAUGGUCGCCGUCGUUCUCUGUUUUAUCUCUCUUGUUAUGAAUGAAUGUGUUAAUAAAAAAUAAACACUUUGAUUGAUAAAUA